This is a messenger RNA of Darwinula stevensoni, 945 nucleotides long. NCBI's taxonomy places the organism in Eukaryota, Metazoa, Arthropoda, Ostracoda, Podocopida, Darwinulidae. The record is from the annotation of a GenBank genome assembly.
AUGAAAGCGGAUGAAAGUCACCUCUGUUGCCAGAAGCCCUCGCCGUCCCUGGAAGCAUGCCGCUGCCGGGUGAGACUGCAGGGGCGGCAGGAGGACGGGACGGCGAGGCCCCCCGAUUCCGCGUGCAGCCGCCAGGCCACGUCCCGCGGGAGGCAUCAGCGGGUCGUCUCCUACAGCCUCUACCUGGAGGGGAACGGGACGGAGGGCGACCGGAGGAAAUACCAGGAUCCUCUCGGGUACCUGCCUCGGUUGGUGGCCGACCAUUAUCCGGGCUGGGUCGUGAGGGUCUACACGGACCUGGACCCGGGGGAUAAGGAGGACUGGGCGUUCAUGUGCGGGGUCCAGUGCAGGUUCCCUCACGUGGACUUCUGCUCGGUGGAGGGGCUGCCUCGGCUCGGGGAUGUGACGGGACGCCAGCCGGUCGGUCGUCUGUGGAGGUAUCUUCCCAUGGUCGAUCCUCUGGUCGAUGUGUUCGUGUCACGGGACAUCGAUUCUUACGUGUUGAAGAGGGAGGAAGAGGCAGUGACAGAGUGGCUCGCUUCUCCUUACGUCUUUCAUUGCAUGAGGGAUCAUCCGAACCAUGGAGGACCCAUCCUCGCUGGACUAUGGGGCGCGAAGACGUACCUGAACCGAAGCAUGAUAUCUGAAAUCGGCAACAAAAUCCUCUUCCAAGAGAAUCCAAAAUCGUACAAAUACUUCGACCAAGACGUGCUCACGAAACACCUGUGGCCCGUCGCACGGCACCUCAUGAUGGCUCACGACAGCUUCACCUGCAAGCAGAAGGAAUUCUUCGCGGCGUCCGUCCGGCCGUUCCCGACGCGGCGGGUCGGGAACCGGUACGUCGGCUACGGCGCGACGAAAGACUCCGCCGCGGCGGUCAUCGCGACGUCUCACUGCCCCGUCGCCUGUCGGCCCGUCGAGCACCGGGAAUGGGUCAAGUGCUGA